Messenger RNA from Salvia splendens (bonfire salvia), 1433 nucleotides. RefSeq names its product piriformospora indica-insensitive protein 2. The transcript has a single exon. Bases 666 to 1151 code for a protein of 161 amino acids. Lineage: Eukaryota; Viridiplantae; Streptophyta; Magnoliopsida; Lamiales; Lamiaceae. The record is from RefSeq and is a predicted model, not a curated record. Gene Ontology annotation, molecular function: protein binding.
UAUGGUGCACUUGCGUGUCCCUCUCCUCGCCUUCUUCUCCAUACUCGCUGCCUCCGUCCUCGCCCAGCCGCCGCUCAACCCGGCGGAGCAAGACUCGCUCUACCGCAUCCUUGUCUCCGUCAGCCACCCCUUGGCGCCGCCUCUUCCCUGACGAUCUCUGCUCCUCCGCCCCCACGGCGUCGCCUGCGACUUCUUCGACUCCUUCUCCACCCCGCACGUCACCGAGCUCAGCUUCGGUUACGUCUCUGAUUACACCCCCAACCCCCCCUGCAACCCUAACUCCACCCUCAGCCCCUCCCUCCUCGCGUCGUUCCCCUACCUCCGCAAGCUCAUGUUCUACAAAUGCUUCUCGGAAAUUAAAACUCAAUUCCCCGAUUUCUCUUCCCUCAGCCACAAUUCCUCGUUGGAGGAGCCAUGACGAAUCAAUUGAUUUAAUGUAGGCAUCGCUCUUUCCUUUGUCCUUCCCCCCUAUUUUUGCCCUAUCACUAGUGGUUACUCCCGAUCCGAAGCACCCGAAUUCAAUCUUGCCCAAGACUCGAUAACGAGGGUCUCCUCCUCCCACCUCCUAAUCCUAGGCAGACUGUCGGAAAGCAGGAUUGAUCGGCGAGUUUGCCUACCUCGAGCAGCUCACGCUCUCGAGAAACAGAUUCUCCGGCGAGAUCCCGAUGAAUGUUUUUCGGAACAUGAAGAAGCUGGAGAUUCUAGAUCUGAGCGACAAUGCUUUCCAUGGAGCAAUGCCGGAAUCAAUUGGAUCCGCGGCUGCAUUGGUGAAGCUCGAUUUGAGCCACAACGGAUUCUCUGGCAAAAUUCCAGAGAAUCUCUCGUGCUUGAAGAAGGUGGAGUUUCUCGAUCAGAGCUACAACAAAUUUGGGGGAUUUGGGUUUCCUUUGGCUUUGACGGAGAUGCCGAGUUUGAAGGAAGUGUAUCUGAGCGGCAAUUUUCUGGGAGGGGAGAUUCCUGACAUUUGGGAAAAGAUGAGGGGCAUAAUUGGAAUUGGGCUCUCCAGCAUGGGGUAUGUUGGUAAAAUCCCCAAAUCAAUGGGGGUACAACUCAGGAAUGCAUGCUACAUAGGGCUUGACAACAACAUGCUUCGAGGGGUUGUACCUGCGGAGCUUGGUGAAUUGCAGUUUGUGGGUGAGUUGAAUUUGUAAAACAAUAAUCUCAGUGGGAAGCUGCCAUUCUCUGCGUUUUCAUGUCUUAAGUUAGGGGGGAAGUUGAAGCUGGAGGGAAAUUUCGACCUUUGCAUUAAUGAGGCUUUGAAAUCACUUCAUCAUGGCCAUCUCAGCAUCUGCAGGAAACCUUAUGUUUCCAAAAAUGCCCUUUUCCAUGAGUGAGAGUGCAUGUUCUAUUCCAACUUUGCCAUUUUUGGCUUUGCUUUUGGGGGUUUUUAGCUCAAAUUUGGGUUUUCAUGUGAAACAUAGUACUACUUGCUA